UCGCAGGACGAAGAAUCAAGUUUUCAAACUGUGUAGUAUGAACUAAAAUUAUUUAAUACUAACUAAAAAUUGCUUGUUCGUACGCAGAUUUAAUUCGAUGUUUUAUUGAAAGUAUUGAAAUGGAAUGGUCUCGCGAGAAAACCAUUCUAUUAGUCGGAUUACUUCAAGUAAAUGCAGCGCUUUGGAAUUAUGAAACUAAGCGCGGGAAACAAAAACGCAAACAAGAGCUUCGUUCGAUUGCAAAUGUAUUUAAAAUAUCAGUUUUCCACAUAACAAAGAAAAUACAGCACUUGAGGACUCAAUAUAACAGAGAAUCAGCUCGAGAGGCCCGUUCUCAAAAUACAAAUGAUACAUACGUAACAAAUUGGUAUGCCUAUGAUUACUUACACUUUUUUAAGGACUCAAAUAAGCCAUACAGACCUGUUCAUUCGGAUAUUUAUACAUCAACUGAUAAUGCAAUAUCACCUGAUGAGACUAAAAAUGAUGCCUUAUCACCUAAAAUGACAAGAACUACAUUGGAUUCCGACUUAGUUAACUCUUCAACAGCAAAGAGAGAUGAAUUUUCAGUAUUUGGUGAAUACAUUGCAAAUGAACUUUAUUCACUCAAAUGUGAAAGAAGCCUAUUACUUGCAAAAAAGAGAAUACAUGAUGUAAUAUUUGACAUUAAAAUGAAUUUGCUAAGUGAAUUUAGUCUGAAACCUAUCAAUGUCUUCACAACAGCCAUUUCUCAAAUAGAGCCAGUGCACAAUGAAAAAUUGUUGUAUACUAUUCCUGUUGUAAAAAAUAAUGAUGCAUUACCAACAUCUCAAGCACCUCCAACAUCGGCGACAAAUGAGAUUAUUAUUAAUGUGGACCUACCACUAUUCAACAUUCAAAGUUGAUGAACAUUAGUAAUGCCAGCCACUUCCCAAUGUAUUUCUUCUACAAUAAACCUGAAGAAUAGGAUAUGAGACAUUAAGUUAUUGUCUUAACGAGAUAUAAUUUGUAGUGAUUUAUGAAUGUGUCCAAAAUUUCUAAGGUAUUCAAAUAACUUGUAUUUAUUUGGAAGAAAAAUUUAAUUCAUG
Molecule: messenger RNA, 1064 nt
Organism: Pieris rapae (cabbage white)
Lineage: Eukaryota; Metazoa; Arthropoda; Insecta; Lepidoptera; Pieridae
Exons: 2
Coding region: 120-881 (253 amino acids)
Source: RefSeq, a predicted model, not a curated record